ACAAGCUCUCCAUCAACAUCAGGUCGCAUGUCCUGCUCGUUGGGCUGUUGUCGUUGCUCUCAACGUUCAAGAGUACAUUAUACUAUUAAUUAGCACAGCUAGAACCUUCUAAUCUACCUUGAGAAGCUUUCGUCAAUCCUUGUACUGUCUAUCAACGCUGCGGCCGAGAAAUGUUCCCAAUUCCGAAGAACAACCGGCCUUCAGGCUGGCCUGAUACCUUCAGUUCUUCUCCAUCCACUUCUACCUCGCUGUCGUCCUCGUUUUCCUCAGGCUCCGCAGCCUCUGACAUGCUCCCACAGGACUCGAGCCAGUCAGAUAUCGUUUCAUCGGAUCAUCUCGCCAACCACACCACACCGUUGCCUGCUCCUAUUCCUAGGCAUGCUGCAGGGCAUGACUUGGCUCUCGCAGCAACCCGUCCUCGCAGUUCUUCUCUUGCAGUGGUCAUGGGCCAAAAUUUUAGCAAGCCCUCGGCGUCGCACAAGGGCCUUUCAAUUUCUACAGCUGCCGCAAAUACUGGUAUCAAGCUCAAACGUGCAUUUGCAGGUCGGAGGAAAAAGUCCGAAGAUUCAACCAAGCUGUUCGCCGUGACAGACAACAAGGAAUGGGACUCGCCAGCAUCUUCUCCCUCUACGUCCUCACAGGUGACUCCCCCAGCAUCGAAAUUCCCGAGGUCUACAAAGCUAACACAGAUCGCCACUCAGGUUAUUGGUGGCGCGAAGAGAGCCGCCAAAUCCCCUCAUGCAUCUCCAAUUCCACCGACACCACCACCUAAACCUUCAUCUAUGCAGGUGGCCAAGUUGGUCCCGACAUCCACUCCCAUCUCGCCCCUCAAAAAAGUGGAUAAUCGUGGCUCAAUUAUUCCAAUGAGCCCCGGCAUAUCUUCGGCCGUCACUUUUAUGAGACUCGGCGAGGAGGAACGAGAGGCGGCCCAGGUGAAUGCAAAUGAGGCUGCCGCACAAGUGAAGGCAAAUGAGGCUGCUGCUGCACAAGUGAAGACGAACGAGGCUGCCAAGGAGGUUCCGAAGGAACUUUCCAAUAAAACAGAUACUGAAAAGGAUAUCUGGAGGAAGAGUGAUUCCACGAUGAGCCAUCACACAAUACGACCUGGUGCAGGAGCAGGGCCUCGCUCCUCACGCCCAGUGUCAAUGGCAGAAUCAUUACAGUCAAACCACACCAUCGUGCCGGUUAAUAAGCGCCUGAGUGCGCUCAUUACCGACGCCGAGUUUGGACCUCCAGAGGAGGAGGACGAUUCAUCAUUUGUAUCGGCAUCUGAAGAAAUCACGCCAAUACCGCUUAGUGCUAAUACUUCAUCUACCAACAUCAAGGGUCGAAGAUCCAUGUCACUCAACCUUGGGAAAGCUACAAAGUUUGCCAUCUCACCACCUUCGGCAACGAGCACAGGUGCUUUAGACCAAUUAAAACCUAGAUCUCCCCGCGAAUCUCAUCCUCGAAUGACUCCGUCCUUGUCCAAUGAGACCCCAACACUCACUCGUGCCGCUGCUAGCGGUAUAAUUGCACCGUCUAGCUCUGGUGUACAAUCCACUGGUAACAACAUUCGGGGUCGUCUGGCUGCAUGGACCGCCACCAACAAUGCUUCUUCUGAGACCUAUCACCAUCAUCAUAGUCACACUUCUCGUCCGGUGCCUCCUUCCGCUUAUCAUCGGAACACCCCGUCCCCUCAACCACACCAACGUAGUACUGCGAUAAGUAUCACAGGAAGUCUAGCACCUGCUGCAAAUCUCGCUCGGCGCGCGGCGGAGAAGCUGGGUCGUUGGGGCUUUUCUUCAAACUCAUCAGGAUACUCUUCGUCUUCUUCUAGCACAGGCUAUUCUUCUGAUCAUGCACUUGGUCGAACGACUUCCAAUAAUUCUUCGGGACAAAUGUCAUCGGGACGGGGCAAGCAGAGGCGAACACCGGACGCACCUUCUGGUGCUUGGAGUGUCAGUUCAUCCGGCACCUCAGAUUCGGAUGCUCUUCUCGUUCCUGCCGGCCCUUCGUUAGGAACACAGAUCAGAAGCCCAUUGCGAAAGACCGCUGGAGGUGCAGCCGUUGCUGGUGGAAUUGUAUUUGGAAGGCCAUUAACAGUCGUAGUAAAGGAAACGUCUGUAGGCCGUUCGCCAAACUACGAUUCGAGUUCAGGCUUUGAUCGGUCGAAAAUGACGAUGGAAACGCUGGGUACUAUAACGAAAAAGCAAUCAAAAGCUCUGGAGACUAGGCGGCUACCUGCGCUUGUAGUGAGAUGUGCACAACAUCUACUCCUGUGGGGAGUCGGCGAAGAAGGACUUUUUCGUGUCAAUGGCAGGCCCUCACAUGUCGCAAAGCUCCGUCAUGAAUUUGAUACAGGUGCUGACUAUAACUUGCAAGAAUGUUCGCCAGGGGAGCUCGACCCUCAUGCAGUAGCGUCGAUAUUCAAAGCUUUCCUUCGUGAACUCCCGGAACCGAUCUUAACACAUUCCCUACUCCCUUACUUUGAGGCUGCCCUAGCCCACGAGCAAGCUACAAACGAACAACAGCUGCGAGAGCAACCCGUGUCACCACGCGCUAUGUCUGGGCAACGAGGGCCUCCACUACCAUCGGGUCCCAAAAACGGUCUGCAAGGCUUGCGAAAACCGCCUUCACUCUCGACCCUCGCAAUGCCCAAUUUGAGUGGUUUACGACCACCAUCUCGUUCGCUUUUGAAUGUCUUGAAGUCCCUUGUUCGUCAACUGCCCAUCGAAAACAGGGAUCUUAUUUUAACCGUCACAGACUUGAUAAAGGCUACUGCGAAGGAGAGUCAACAUACGAGAAUGCCAUUGAAUAAUCUGUUGUUGGUGUUUUGCCCCAGCCUCAAUAUGAAUCCUCCACUGUUGAAGGUUCUCUGCGAGGCCGAAGACAUUUGGGAACAGGAAGAUCCGUCACCAGUUCUGGAUAUCAAACGAGAAGAUGCGAUUCUAGAUAUCAGCCCAAGUUCAGAUAUUGCGGAAGCUGGACAUACGGCUCGUCCAGACACCAGUGAUACAACGGCGGCUCAGGAAAUUGAUGAAGGCUCAUUAUCCUCGGCAUCAGCCUCCUCUUCUCCUCCAACUAGUUCUCGAGUUAUUCAUGGACACGAGCGUCUGAGCCUUGAACGCAGUCCUACGAGUGAAGAAAGGAUCCGAUCGAAAAAGCCUCAUGGACCACGCCGAGCUGCUGCUGUUCCCCAGGUAGUUCCUGUAGAUGGCACCUCACCUGUCGUCCACAACGAGUUACCAUAUCCUUCAGGUUCAACAGACGUAUCGUUCGAAUCGAUGUCUUUGCGAGAUGACGGCUCGUCGUAUAUCUCUAAUUCCGACACGCGGUCUGAGUUUGCUUCAUCUCCGUUUGAACGUGGAGUUCCCUCGCCCCCUUUAUCUUCGUCGGUUGAGUCAUUGAGAACACCGUCGUCUUCAUCCGCAGGGCCUUCGUUGACCCAUCUGCCACUUGAAAAGCCUCGUCUCGGGAAGUUACUUUCACCGUCCGAAGUUGAGAUUGCUGGGGAUGAUUUCGUUCAUCCGCGGAGGUUCCUCGAUAAUCACCUUAGUGGGCACAUCAAGUUUCCAACGGCACCCGACGACUCACCCGUAACGCCUGUGUCACCCCGGAUGUCUGCACCUAGUCUUUCCCUGGGCAGCCCUUCGCCGACAAACUCUGCGCCUUCUUCCCCAAGAGCGCGUCGAAUCAAAAAGCCCUCAUUGCAGCUCCUUUUCUCCAAGCGAUCUGCAUCCUCGUUGAAGUCGCUUGCUGACGGAAAACCAGUCAUAUCCUCACCCAUUCCAACACCCUUGGCGCCGAGCUUAUCAUCGGAUUCUUCUGUAUCUACACCGUCGUCUGCCGUCACAGCUCAGUCUGUUGCAUUCUUCUCUCCACCUGUGCUCGACACUAACAUCGCAGCUUCGCCGCUCCGGUUCGGCCUUGGUUUCGAUCCGCGACUCUCGCCAGAUUUGCAAGUGCGAACUGCUGCCCAGACCAAUGAGGAGCAGCAUGUCGAAGAUGUAGUCAUAACUCCUGUUGGCGAGACCCCCAUUGCCAAUCGGUACUGCACCCCUGCUAGUUCGACGUUGUCACUUCCAUUGUCGAGUGAUGCUACUAUGCCGUCUCAUUUGAGGCCGUACCCUACAGCACGAUCGAAGCUAACGUCAAAGACCUUGACAUCAUCUGCAUCGUCUAACCACUUAGGUCUACUUGGUGACCAAGAAGAUCAGGAAGAUUGGACUCAAAGUGUUCUACUAGCUGCCGAUGCAGGAGGUAAUUGGAGCUGAUCGACAUACUAUGGUGUUUUAGCUGUCCAUCUCAGCUUUUCUUAAUACAUUGGCGCUAUGGACUCCAAUCUGCGGAUCGUUUGUCUUAUAAUACUUAUAUAUAUACCCUCAUCAUUCGUCCUUCUUUGUUUGUCUCCUAUCUGCAUUGCUUCGUCCUUAAGUAUACCUGUACAUCUGCUCGUCUUUGCGUACAUCUUCUCCUCGUUUCUGUCCAUUACGCAUCUAAGUAGUAAAGUUCAUCAAGUAUCCACUCAAUUUUGCCAA
Messenger RNA from Lentinula edodes (shiitake mushroom), 4520 nucleotides. RefSeq lists its product as uncharacterized. The transcript is spliced from 5 exons. Gene Ontology annotation, biological process: small GTPase-mediated signal transduction. Lineage: Eukaryota; Fungi; Basidiomycota; Agaricomycetes; Agaricales; Omphalotaceae. The record is from RefSeq and is a predicted model, not a curated record. Bases 171 to 4256 code for a protein of 1361 amino acids. Gene Ontology annotation, molecular function: GTPase activator activity; small GTPase binding.